ACCUCACAGAAAAGGAUAAAAAGGAAGAGAGAAAUAGUGAGAGGAGAGAGAGGGGAGAGAGACCACCGAAGGUUCACUACUGCGUCGAAGGUGGUUAGGGUUUUUCUAUUGAUCCUCCAAACCUAAACCUCCUUUUUUUUACCCCUCUCUUUCUCUCUCCUUGUCCUCAAAUCCCUAAUCAUAUAUUCAGUGAUCCACCUCUACAAUUCAAUCUCACCAAAUCUUUCACCGCAAGUUUCAUUUCGCGAAGAGAUAAGCGCCCAUAUCUUCACUGCAAAUUUCAGUUCGCGAAGAGAUAAGCUCUGAUGGGUGCGCAAGAAAAGUCUCCGACUGCGAACAAUUCUUUGCAGCGUGUUAAGGUAUACCGUCUUAGUGAUGAUGGAAAAUGGGAUGAUCAAGGAACUGGACACGUCACUGUUGAUUACUUGGAGAGAUCAGACGAACUGGAUUUGUAUGUUAUUGAUGAAGAAGAUAGUGAAACUCUACUUCUGCACCGAAUAAGCUCAGAUGAUAUUUAUCGAAAGCAAGAAGAUACCAUUAUCUCUUGGAGAGAUCCAGAGUAUUCAACUGAAUUAGCUCUUAGCUUUCAAGAGCCUACAGGAUGCUCCUACAUAUGGGAUCACAUUUGUAAUGUGCAAAGAAAUUUGCAUUUUAACACUCUUAACAAUGAGUCAUAUCAUAGCGUCAAUAGUGAGUUGAGAGAUUUGCCUUCUGUUGAGCUAUCUACACUUCCUUUAAUACUGAAGACUGUGAUGGACAGUGGCAUUACUGAUCAGAUGCGUCUGACAGAACUCAUAUUACAUGAUCAAAAUUUUCUACAAAGGCUGAUGGACCUGUUUAGAAUCUGUGAAGAUUUGGAAAAUAUUGAUGGCCUUCACAUGAUAUUCAAGAUAGUCAAAGGGAUUGUUUUGCUCAAUAGUCAUCAAAUCUUUGAGAAAAUAUUUGGUGAUGAAUUGAUAAUGGAUAUUAUUGGUUCCCUCGAAUAUGAUCCUGAGGUACCUGUUGUCCAACACCACCGCAGUUUUCUGAAAGACCAUGUGGUCUUUAAGGAGGCCAUACCAAUUAAAAAUCCGAUUGUUCUGUCAAAGAUACACCAGACAUACAGAGUCAGUUAUUUGAAAGAUGUUAUUUUGCCUAGAUUAUCGGAUGAGGCAACAAUUGCAAGUCUCAAUUCCAUAAUUCAUUCGAAUAAUGCCGUUGUUGUUUCUUUGUUGAAAGAUGACAGCACUUUUAUUCAGGAAUUGUGUGCAAGGUUGAAGUCAUCUAUGACUUCAGCAGAGUCAAAGAAAAAUUUGGUGUUUUUCUUGCAAGAGUUUAUUAGUCUUAGCAAAAGCUUGCAGAUGGUUCAGCAACUCCGGCUAUUUAGGGAUCUCGUAAAUGAAGGUAUAAUUGACGUCAUCACUGAUAUUUUGCAGUGUGAAGAUAAAAAGAUUGUAUUAACUGGGACAGAAAUUCUUAUUCUUUUCCUAAAUCAGGAUCCAGUUCUUCUGUGUUCUUUUGUCACUCGUCAGGAGGGGAUUUCCCUUCUUGGACUUCUGGUUAAAGGAAUGACAACAGAUUUUGGGGAUGACAUGCAUUGCCAAUUUCUUGAAAUUCUUCGCAACCUUUUGGAUCCGUCUGCUGCAUCAGGAUCACAGAAAGAUACUAUCAUUGAGAUUUUCUAUGAGAAGCACUUGGGUCAAUUAAUUGAUGUUAUAACAUCAUCAUGUCCUUCAGAUGGUGUUGCUCACUCGGUCAGUAGAUCUGCAUGCUCUGGCAGAUGCACUGAGAUUCAAGCCAAAGCAAAGCCUGAAAUACUUUUGAACAUUUGUGAACUGCUAAACUUUUGUAUUUUGCACGACCCAUAUAGAAUAAAGUGCAACUUUCUCUCCAAUAACGUGAUAGAUAAAGUUUUGUUUCUGACUCAAAGAAGGGAAAGAUACCUUGUGGUUGCUGCUGUUCGAUUUGUUCGAACUCUUAUCUCCCGUAAUGAUGAGCAUUUGAUGAAUCAUAUUGUGAAGAACAACCUUUUGAAACCAAUUGUGGAUGCUUUGGUGGACAAUGGCAAUCGUUAUAAUCUGUUGAACUCUGCAGUUCUUGAGCUCUUUGAGUAUAUCCGGAAGGAGAACUUGAAGAUAUUACUGAAAUAUUUAAUUGAUUCAUUCUGGGAUCAGUUGGCCAAGUUUGAUAAUUUAGCUUCAAUCCAGUCUUUAAAAGUUAAAUACGAGCAGUCCCUAGAGAAUACUGGAGUGAAAAGCACCAUCAAUGUGUUAGACCCCAGAAAACGUAUGGAUGAGCGUUCUCUCGAGAAAGAAGAGGAAGACUACUUCAAUGAGGACAGUGAUGAAGAAGAUUCUGCAUCUGCAUCUGUGUCAAAUGCACAUAGAGUACAAUCUCUGCCUGUUGUACCCAAUGGAUGUGCUUCAAAUGUCCCAUCAUUAAGUAGUGCGAGAUCUGGUGGACUUGUUGACUAUGAUGAUGAUGAGGAUGAUGAAGACUACAAGCCACCACCUAGGAAACAGUUGGAACCCUUUGGUGGAGAUGAGGGAACAGUCGAAUCCCUCAAGUUAAAACGAAAAUUGCUUUCAAAAGAGGAGCCUGAGCGGGUAAAGAAGCAACGAUUGGGUAAAAGCACAAAGUCAAAGGAGAGUGUAUUUGCUGCCUUGUGCUCCACGCUAAGUCAGGCAGUAUUACCAUGCAAGAAAACAGCAAGUGCCGUGCAUAUUUUUCCUCGCUGUCCAGACUCAAACAAGAGUUCGGAUGAUGUAAAGCACCCAGAGGAGAGACAUACUGCAUCCAUAAGCUAUUCUGAUAACAGUAGCAGUUCAGAUGAGGAAAACCAUACAGAUGUGGAACCAGCUGCUGCUCCUAGAAGCUGUUCGGGUAGUUUCCAUAAUACUUCAGACGGUAGACAUAUCGGCGGAGAGGACUGUCCGUUGAUACCUCACAAUUCUUCACCAGAAAUGGCUGUAGAUAGGUCUUAAAUUUUUUUUCAAGAAUCAUAUCCGGCAUUGAGAAUUCUUCUCACCAUUGGUUAUUAUGACUCACACGCGUGCUCGUGCUACGAAAGGAACUUAAUUCCUCAAAAGAAGUGAACCAUCAGAAUGCAGAUGACUGGUUUUCGGAAUGCUGGGAGAGGAUACUGUACAGUUCGAGGGCUGGGUGACAUCAUGCUUUCGCAAUGUGGUCGCAGACAUCACCUUCAUUUAGUGUUGUUUUUUUUUUUUUUGAUGCUUUGAGCUUGAGUAACUCUUGCUUCUGUAUAAACGGUCAUUAGCAUUAAUUUUUGUAAUUUAAAUUUUCGAUUGAUCUUUUGUAUCCUUCCACCUUGCUUCCUUUUCUUGAGCAAUGUGCCUAUAUGUGGAUAUAUAGGGCGCCAAUGUUGCCCUUUGUAAUUUCCCACAUUUUCUCUUUGUA
Molecule: messenger RNA, 3396 nt
Organism: Cornus florida
Lineage: Eukaryota; Viridiplantae; Streptophyta; Magnoliopsida; Cornales; Cornaceae
Exons: 24
Coding region: 306-2963 (885 amino acids)
Biological process (GO): protein dephosphorylation
Cellular component (GO): nucleoplasm; protein phosphatase 4 complex
Molecular function (GO): protein phosphatase activator activity
Source: RefSeq, a predicted model, not a curated record